Laetiporus sulphureus 93-53 is the source of this 834-nucleotide messenger RNA. Its product is annotated as Yip1 domain family protein. Gene Ontology annotation, biological process: vesicle-mediated transport. Gene Ontology annotation, cellular component: Golgi apparatus. Lineage: Eukaryota; Fungi; Basidiomycota; Agaricomycetes; Polyporales; Laetiporaceae. Gene Ontology annotation, molecular function: small GTPase binding. The record is from RefSeq and is a predicted model, not a curated record. The coding region runs from base 1 to 834 and encodes 277 amino acids. The transcript has 7 exons.
AUGGCCUACGUCUCGAUUGAAUCCGAUGAUCGCAUGGAAGAGGGUCCGGAAGGACUCCAGUUCCAAUCGUUUCUUGACUCAGAUAAUCAUGCUGCAAAUGAGGGUGGUAGCGGAGGGACCAACACCGGUAGAGGAUACAUACCAGACCGCGGUUCGUCUGGACGUUCUGGAUUUUGGACAUUAGAGGCCUACCAGCAUCAUUUCGAUGUGGACACCAAAACUGUCCUUCAACGCUGUUACAUGACGAUGUUCCCGCCCGCCGCGCCGUCCUACCUCUCAACAUACCUUUCACCCAGCGCAGACCUCUACGGUCCUUUCUGGACGCUAACGACGCUCAUCUUCUCCCUUUUCGUGUGCUCAUCCCUAGCAUCCGCCAUCGCUGCAUGGCUCUCCAAUCCCGACGCGGCCGCAUCCAUCGCGUACGACUUUGGCCUGAUAUUCACAGCGACGGCGCUGGUAUACGCGUACGGCAUUGCCUUGCCGGUGCUGCUAUGGUUCGCGCUGAGGUAUCUUGGGGUCGGUGAGUGGGGCAUUACGGAGGCGGUAGCGGUAUGGGGAUACGGGCAGUUUGUGUGGAUACCCGUGACGGUGCUGUGUGUCAUCCCUGUACCGCUCGUGCGUUGGGUUCUCGUCGGGAUUGCAUUCCUCCUUUCAGGAUACUUCCUAGUGGCGAAUGUAUACCCAGUACUAGCAUCAGCGGAUGCCAAGCCAGUGCGCCUCAUAAUCAUUCUACUCGUCAUUCUGCACGCGGGGCUUGCGCUGAGCUUCAAGGUCUUGUUCUUCAGCUACUACGCUGUAAAAGAGAUCGGUGUGCCGGAUCCCAUCCCCGCGUAG